Molecule: messenger RNA, 753 nt
Organism: Miscanthus lutarioriparius
Lineage: Eukaryota; Viridiplantae; Streptophyta; Magnoliopsida; Poales; Poaceae
Source: the annotation of a GenBank genome assembly
AUGGCCGCCGCGGAGACGUCGAGCGGCGGCGGCGAAGUCCACGUACCGAUCCCGCCCAUGGCGGCCACCACCUCAGACGUGAUACCGGAGAGCUCGGCGGCGCCGAGCCCCUUCCGCAGCCGCGGUAACACCCCGCCGCGGCAGCUCAAGGCGGCCCCGGCGGCAGAAGUAGCUGAUGACACGCCGGCGACGGCCAUGGACAAGACGCUGGCGAGCGUGGCCAACCUCGCGAAGCUGCUGCCGACGGGCACCGCGCUGGCGUUCCAGUCGCUGUCCCCUUCCUUCACCAACCGGGGCGCGUGCCUCCCCUCCAACCGGUACCUCACCGCCGCGCUGCUCUACCUCUGCCUCCUCUCCUGCGUCUUCUUCUCCUUCACCGAUAGCUUCGUCGGCAGCGACGGCAAGCUCUACUACGGCGUCGCCACGGUCAAGGGCUUCCUCGUGUUCAACUACACCGGCGACGACGACGAGGGCGACGCCGAGCGACGGAGGCAGGUCUUCAAGAACCUCCGCAGGCUGAGGAUACGGUGGGUGGACUACGUGCACGCCGUGUUCUCUGCCGUGGUGUUCCUGACGGUGGCGUUCAGCACCGUCGCCGUGCAGAACUGCUUCUUCCCCGACGCGAGCGAGAACGUGAACCAAAUGCUCACCAAUCUGCCUCUCGGCGCCGGGUUCUUCUCCGCCAUGGUGUUCCUUGUUUUCCCGACGACACGGAAGGGAAUCGAUUACACCGGGCCGUUCGCCAAUGUUUAG